AUGUUUGCGAAAACACGACCAGUGUUAACACAACUAAGCAAUGCAUCAUCGCAACAAGCGGUGAGGAGUCUAGCUACCAUAGCUCCUGAGGCGGCCGCCGCUCCUCCUCCAAGAGUACAUGGAGGCCUCAAAGACACUGACCGUAUAUUCACAAACUUGUAUGGACGACACGACCAUCGACUGACAUCCGCCAUGAAGAGAGGCGACUGGUACAAGACAAAGGAAAUCCUGCUGAAAGGCGACACUUGGAUCAUCAAUGAAGUGAAGGCUAGUGGGCUACGAGGUCGUGGUGGUGCUGGUUUCCCUUCUGGUCUGAAAUGGAGUUUCAUGAACAAGCCUGGUGGUCCCGAUGGUCGCCCUCGUUAUUUGGUCAUCAAUGCUGAUGAGGGUGAACCGGGUACCUGUAAAGAUCGUGAAAUAUUGAGAAAGGAACCACACAAACUUGUUGAAGGAUGUUUGUUGGCUGGACGAGCUAUGAAUGCUAAUGCCGCAUAUAUCUAUGUUCGAGGUGAAUUUUAUAAUGAAGCUUCCAAUCUUCAAGAAGCCAUCACUGAAGCCUACAAGGCUGGCUUGAUUGGAAAGAACGCAUGCGGUAGUGGAUAUGACUUUGACGUAUACGUACACCGUGGUGCCGGUGCCUAUAUUUGUGGUGAAGAAACCGCCUUGAUUGAAUCUCUCGAGGGUAAACAGGGUAAACCUCGUCUUAAGCCUCCAUUCCCAGCCGAUGUCGGUGUCUUUGGAUGCCCAACCACUGUCGCAAAUGUAGAAACCGUAGCUGUAGCACCCACCAUCUUGCGUCGAGGAGGAUCAUGGUUUGCCGGAUUCGGCCGUAAGCGUAAUGAAGGUACCAAACUAUAUUGUAUCUCAGGCCACGUCAACAAUCCAUGUGUCGUUGAAGAAGAAAUGAGUAUUCCAUUAAAAGAACUAAUUGAUAAACAUGCCGGUGGUAUUCGUGGUGGUUGGGAUAACUUGCUUGGUAUUAUACCCGGUGGAUCAUCUGUACCUAUCUUGCCCAGAAAGACUGCUGAAACUGUAUUGAUGGACUUUGAUGCUUUGAAGGACGUCCAAUCUGGGUUGGGUACUGCUGGUAUCUUUGUCAUGGAUAAAAGUACUGAUGUAGUCAAGAUGAUUUCACGAUUGAGUGCCUUCUACCAACAUGAAUCGUGUGGUCAAUGUACACCAUGUCGUGAAGGAACUGGAUGGAUGGCCUCUAUGAUGAAGAGAUUUGAAGAGGGUAAUGGUCGUAUUGAAGAAAUUGACAUGAUUGAAGAAAUAUCUCGUCAAAUUGAAGGUCAUACUAUCUGUGCUUUGGGUGAUGCUGCGGCUUGGCCAGUACAAGGAUUGAUUCGUCAAUUUAGACCUGAAUUAGAGGCCAGAAUGAAGGAUUACGCUGCCAAGCACGGCACAGUCAAGAGAAUUGCUGGCACAAGCGUUCGACCAGGGAGCCAACCACAGCUCGGUCAUUAG
Molecule: messenger RNA, 1467 nt
Organism: Synchytrium microbalum
Lineage: Eukaryota; Fungi; Chytridiomycota; Chytridiomycetes; Synchytriales; Synchytriaceae
Exons: 4
Coding region: 1-1467 (488 amino acids)
Molecular function (GO): NADH dehydrogenase (ubiquinone) activity; NAD binding; FMN binding
Source: RefSeq, a predicted model, not a curated record